Messenger RNA from Scutellospora calospora, 3216 nucleotides. The record is from the annotation of a GenBank genome assembly. Lineage: Eukaryota; Fungi; Glomeromycota; Glomeromycetes; Diversisporales; Gigasporaceae.
AUGUUUUCGUCAAACAGACGAAAAUCAACUUCGGCAAAAUCUGUUAUAGUUCCUCAAACAAAAGGCAACUACCCUUCCGCGAAAAAAAUAUCCUCCACAACCACCAAAACUCCUUCCUUAAAUGUUCCCAAUCAAGAACACGUUACUGAAGAUGACAAACCACCAAAUGCAAUGGUUACAAAAACAACCACUACAACUACGGUUACUACUGUCACAACUACCACAGUUUCUCCUAAAGAUCUUGAUACUGAUUGUGCCGAUCUUAAUUUAAAUCGUAACUCGCAUAAAUCUCAAGAUAAUAUACAAAAUUGUCCCAGUUCAUCGACAGUAAAACCAACUACGUCUUCUGAGGACACGUGGGAUGAAGCAAACGAUUCAUCAUCGACUUUAAAACCUUCAACUGUGAAUAAAAUUCCUAUUAAACCUUCUUCAUUACCAAUAAAGAUUAAUAAUUCAAGUCAUGAUGAACCUUCAUCUUCUUCAAAUCCUAAAAAUGAUCCAAUAACCUCCUCUUCUACUAAACCACAAUCUUCUUCACUCAUCGAGAAAAAAUCUCAUCGUAAUAGAAGUUCUACUAUAUUUAAUUCGAAUUCUACUAUAGAACCUAAGAUUACAAGUAUUAGGAGUUCGAUGAUUUCCGGAGUAAGUCCUACCAAACUACCUCGAACGCAUAAACGCACGGGAUCAGCUCCUAUUCUAAAUGGUUUAUCCAUGCCGAUUAAUAAUAAUAUAAAUAAAAUAUCUUUGGCAAAGUCAAUGAUAAAUUUAAAUAAUACAUUUGAAGCUAAAAUUGAUAGAGAAACCCCGAAACAAUAUCUUGAAAGAAUGAUGUAUAGUGUUUCUAGAUCAAAAUUGGUUACCAUAUUAACUCAAAAAGCUGACGUAUUUCAUCAAUCUGCUCUUAAAGCUUAUAUGAAACUUUUUGAGUUUGAAAAGGUUCCUAUCGAUCUUGCGUUAAGGAAGCUUUUAAUGGAAUGUAAUUUACCAAAAGAAACACAACAUAUUGAUCGAGUUAUAGAAGCAUUUGCUAAAAGUUAUCAUGAAUCAAAUCCUGAUCUGUUUCCUUCUGCAGAUACUCCUUAUAUGCUUGCGUUCUCUUUAUUAAUGCUUCACACAGACGUUUAUAAUAAAAAUGUAAAACAAAAGAUGACAAAGGAAGAAUUUGUUAAGAAUACACGAAUCGAUGGUGUUAACCCAGAAAUAUUAGAGAUUCUCUAUGAUAAUAUCACGUAUACUCAAUUUAUAUAUGCUCAAGAUGAUACUGAUGUUAAUGGUCAAACAAUGCUUGGAUCGCCAACGCAUCGUCAAAUAAAAUUAUUCUCUUCAAAAGAUCGAAAAAAAUCUAUACGUUUUAAAAAUGAUCCUUACUGGGUUAUACAAACCAAAUUACCCACGGAAUUCAAACCUAAAAUUAAAGACAUUAUUCCUACAGAAAAUCCUUAUUCCUAUAUGGGAACUUUACCAGCUUUAGAUAUAACAAAUCUUUAUCGUGUAUUUUCUACAACUAAUACCAUUAAGAUUACUGGUGUUAAAAAUAGACGUAAUAGUCAUACAUCAUUUAAAGACACUUCUAAUUCUAAUAAAUCAACAAAUAAUGAUGAUGAUGGAACUUUUCUUUUAAAUAUAACUAAAAGUGGUAAACUUGGAAGAAAAGUUGAUUUAAUUGAUGGUAAAAGAAGGAAUAGUUUUAUAAGGAAUUGGAAAAUAUAUGGUGUUAUAUUAAGUGGUAGUCAAUUAAUGUUCUUUAAAGAUGAAACAAUGUUCAAUGUACAAAUGAAAAGGUUAAAUAAUUACAAGGAUUCAUCAUCAAUAUCGCCAGUCUUAAAACCUGAUGCAAUACUUAUGACAGCUGAUUCUGUGGCGGUAUAUGAUAAAAAUUAUGAUAAACAUAAAAAUGUUUUUCGAUUAGUAUGUCCAAAAGGUCAUCAAUAUUUAUUUAAAGCUGAAAAUGAAGAAGAAAUGAAUGAUUGGAUAUCAAAGAUUAAUUAUGCUGCUGCAUUUAAAACUGCUGGAUUAAAGAUGAGAAAUAUUCGUAAUCCAAACAUUGGACAAUUAAGAAGAGGUGUUGGUACUAGUAAUUUUAAACUUGGAAUGUUUGGUUAUAGUCAUGAUGAUGCUGCUAAAGAAGCUCAAGGACGUACUAAUUUGAUUCGCUCAAAAAUUAAUGAACUCCAGGGAAAGAUUUCCGCAUUAACAUCACAACUUCAAGCUGAUAUUAGAUUUAGAAAUAAUUUAUUUCUAAUGAUACCAUAUAAAGCAUCAACAAGAGAUCGUAUAUUAAAAGUUGCAACAUUAGUAGGAUCUCGAUUAAAACAUACAUGUUUAGAAUUAAGUAAACUUGUAUGUUAUAAUGAAAUUUUAGAAAAAGAUUUAUGUUCUACAGUAAUGGAAGAUAAAACUUAUUGGCAAAAUAGAAGAAGUUAUUUUACACCUGGAGAUAAUUUAAUUGAUGAUGAUAAUAAUCCUUUAAUUAUUUCUACAAAUACAAAUUUAUCUUCAAAAUCUUUAAGUGUUCCUGAAACUUUUGGUAAAUUAUUUAUUAAAGAACCUAUUAGUAAUAAUAAUAAAUUACUUGAUCCAACUGAAAGAAUUAAUGAAACUAAUACAAGACCUGCUACAAUGGGUUCAUUCCUUCGUAGUUCUACUUCAUCAUUAUCUUUAAAUUCAAGUACUGGUGAAUCUAGUAGAACUUCACUUUCUACUAGUGGUGAUAGUGAAGAAGGUUAUGAUUAUCCUGGUAAUAUUUCUGAAUAUGAAAUGGAUGAUCGUGAUGAUUAUAGUUUUAGAGAUGAUGCUAGUAGUAUAAUUGCUCUUGAUGAUUAUAAAGAACAAUUUUCUUUAAAUAAUGAAAUUGAAAAUGGUGAUUAUAAUUCUAAUUUAUAUGAUGUUGAAUCUAAUUAUGAUGGAAAAAAUUCUGAAGGAAUAGAAAUUCGUGUAACUAAAUUUACUGAAGUUACAUCUAAUGAAAAUGAUGAAAAAUUUGAAAAUGAAAAAUCUAUUAUUAAAAAGAAUUCAAAAGAUCAAUUUCAAAUUAAAAGAACUCAAUUAAAUUUGGAAUCUGUUAAUUCAAGUAUAGGAUUAAUGUCUAAUAAUUUAUCGAUACCUGUUCUUGUUAUAUCUACAGUUGAAGAUGAAUUAUCGACAGAAGAUAAAAUAAGUGAUGAUUUUAGUGACCAUUUUGUUGAUGCUGAAGAAUAUAGUCGUAGUUUUAUUUAG